AUGCCCUCACAGGCAUUUGUCGCGGCGGCAGCAUCGCGCAGGCCUCAUCGGGGUCCCGCACGGGCCCAGCCAUCUGGCUUGGCUGAGUCGCAACACGCGCCAGACUCGCAGCAGCCGAAGCGGCCGUACCACGGCGCCGCCGAACCCGCAAAGGAUGCGGCUGCAAGACACCCCCCGAGCGACGGCGCCGCCCGGCUCGAUAUGACCCAGCUGAUACAAAAGCUGCAACGGGACGUUGAUGUACAGAAGGAGGUGUACCAGAACGUCGAGGCUCACUUCGCCCGCAUCCUGCGGGACUACGAGGGCGACAAGUAUAAAGACCAUCGCAAGUUAGCGAUGUCGAUCGAGGACGUAGUGUUGGGGCACCUCCGCCUACAAAUGUUAGGGGAGAAAGAACGCCCCCGCUCUCCGUCAAGGUCCCCACCGAAAACCGACCAGGGCUCGCCUGCGGACAGCCGCGCCGGAAAAGCGACGGUGCCCGGGGCGGCGAACCGCAGUUGGGCUACCGUGGCUGCCUCCGCGGCAUUUUCCGCACGAGCGGCGAUUACAACCCCGUCGGAGGGGGGCUCCACCCCACCCCCUCCGGUCAGGAAGCAGCCCGACCACCGGGUCCUAAUCCGGACCCAUCAACCGGGCCUGGACCCACGCGAACCCUUCGCCCUCAGGCGUAAAACGAGCGAAGCAGUGGGCGUUGCCCUGGCUGAAAUACCAGCAAUUAUGCGCACACCGACCGGGUGGGCAAUUAGAGCAGCCAACGCAACGAUCAAGGAUAAGCUUCUGGAAGCAGGAGCACAGGAGGAAAUUAAAAGGAUUUUCAACGGAACCUCCAUUACAAUCCCACAAAGGUGGUACAACUAUGCGGUCCCGGGCGUUCCCCGCACGAUACACUCUCCUUGGGAUGACGAACCCCUAGACGUACAGCAGUACAUUAAAGAAGAGGCUAAAACACAGGCAGGCCUUAACCCUGUGGAAUGCAAACCGUCCCGCCAUGGCUACAACCCGGCUACGGGCACGGCGACGUGGAUAAUCUCCUUCCUGCAACCGGUACCCCGACUAUUUACCCUAUUUGGUACCAGCGGCAAAUCGCGUUUAGUGGAGAAAAACCCCAGGAUCGAACUUCACAGCACGGGUUGCCAGGGGUAUUGCAAUGCAAAGCGAUGCAUCCGCCCCAAGAAAUGUGGACAAUGCAGCCGAAAGGCGCACGCAGGGGAAUGCAAAGACCCCCCUAAAUGCGCCAACUGUUGCGGUCCCUUCCCAGCAGGACACAAAGGGUGCCCGGCCGCCCCAAAGCUCGAGAACAAUAAAGUUAUUCGCCCUUCCGUACGGAAAUUGAAAGACAUAAGGAGACAUGGACAGGCCCGCUACACCAAAGAGCUAGAAAGGACUGCAGAAACAGCUGCAAAAGCUGCAGUGCGAGCGGCCGGCCAAGCAGCACAGCCAACGGAGGUGGCCUCGAGCAAUAAAUCUUCCACGACCAGUGGCAAACGAAAUAGAUCGACAUCGGACGCGGGAGCCAUCCGCCAAUUCCUGACGCGCUUCGCCCCUCCCACAAGCAGCAAAAGACAGGUGCCACACCUCAGCCUGCUGGAAAUAUGUCGCCAACAAGGGGUAGACAUUAUUAACAUACAAGAGCCGGCGUGCUACCUGGGAACGAGGACCCAGACGCAUCCCGGCUAUGACAUUUUCGCACCUACAGACCAUUGGAACGCUACAAGUUGGGAUGAGUUUGUGGCAAUACGGCCCCGGGUGCUCACCUACGUCCGGAAACAAGCGGGAUUGUGGGUCGUUCAACGUCGACCCACACAAACGCGGGAUGCGCUCUGGCUGGAAAUUAACGGGACCCAAAUCCUGCACGUCUACCGUGACGUUUUGAGUACAGAAAUGCUGGACCUAGUGUGCGGCACGGAGAUAACGGGACCUACGGUUGUAGGGGGAGAUUUUAACCUUAUCGCGCAGGCGUACGAGCCCGACCGUUCCAACGCGCGAGGAGGGAGAGAACUUACCCGGUGGGCCGAAGGGAGCGGGAUGGAAUUCACUGGAGAAAUCGGCGUCCCUACACAUCAGGCAGGGGGGGUGCUCGACAUGGUUUUUUCCAAUAUACCCUUCGCCAUUACAAAGGUUGCCGAGGAGUUACAUACCGGAUCGGACCACCAAACGUUAACGACAAACCUCCCGACCAAAGGAAAGCAAUAUUUCGAGCCCAUAAACUACGUGGUUCGAGAAAAUAAGCUCGAAACGUUCCGGAAUUUGGUGGGCGUCGGAAUAGCUUCAUUAUCCGACCCUGAACUGGCCGAAGACGGGCCGGCGCUAGAUGUUUGGGUGGACAACUUCAACUCUAUGUGGCAAAGCGCUUUAAUAGCCGGAGGUACAGCCCCCAAUAAACGGGGCCGUUCGGCCCCUUGGUGGACACGAGACUGCCAAAACCUGUGGGCAAAAUACCGGACCGCUCGGCGGGCAUCGGGCCCACGGGCCGGACGCACACAAGAGGAAAAGGAUUAUAUUACGGGCGUACGAAGGGCGAAGGCAGACUAUUGGCGCAGGACAAUCGACGAGAUAACAGAUGGUAAAGGCCUAUGGGACGUGGUAGGUUGGCACAAACUGGCGCCCAACCUCCGAUCACCCCCUUUAAUCCACAACGGAACCUCCAUCCACGAUCCAAUAACUAAAGCGGAGACGCUACAAAAGGAAGUGCUAGGCCGAUUUUCCAAAGAUGACGACCUAACAGAGGACCCCCUCGACGGUUGGGUCCAACAGGAAGCGAAAAUACAAUGGGACACAGCAGUCUCUGCGGAGGAGGCGGAAAAGUCAUGCAUCGGGGUGCAAAGCACGUCUCCUGGUACGGACGGCAUCACAGUCCGGGUGCUCACAGCCUGCUGGACAGUUCUCAGUGAGCCGGUCCGCAAACUCUACCAGCGGUGUCUGGAGCUCAGCUGGUACCCAAAACCGUGGAAGCGGGCGGAGGUCGUUAUGCUCCCUAAAGCAGGUAAAAGAGAUAAAACUAACAUAAGGUCAUGGCGACCAAUCGCACUGCUUUCGUGUCUGGGCAAAGGUUUGGAGCGAGUCUUCGGCAGACGUAUAGCCUGGGCGGCGCUCCAACACGGAAUCCUAAGCCCAACACACGGAGGGGCGCUCCCACGCAGGUCUGCAACAGAUCUCAUUUGCGCCCUUACGCACGAUAUAGAAAUGGCUUUGGCGGAGGGGAAAGCAGUUACAAUAGUGACAAGCGACGUCCAAGGCGCCUUCGACGCUCUGCUCCCAAAACGUCUUAUAAAGGAGAUGAGGGCGAUGGGUUUCGACAUUCGUCUACUACGGCUCGUGGACCACUUCCUGGCAGAUCGUCAAGCUCGGGUUCGUUUGGAGGCAGCAACCACCGAAUAUAGCAGCCUUGAGUGCGGCACACCGCAAGGGUCUCCGGCGUCACCCGUUCUCUAUAUGGUUUAUUUGGCGGUCCUGGUAAAAGCCGGAGGCCGGUGGAGAGUUGCAUACGCAGACGAUAUUCUAAAUUGGAGGACCUCACCAUCGGUACGGCAAAAUGUGGAGGAGCUCCAAAAUGCAAUGGGUGAAAUGUAUCGGAGUGGAGCCGAGCACAAGAUCACGUUCGCACCGGAAAAGACGGAAAUGAUCCACAUUACCCGAAGCAGAACAGAAAAGGACGUGGCCAUGCAAAUAAACGACAAAACAAUCCAGCCUAUCACGACGGUCCCAGACACUUCUGCAAUAUCUGCUGUUCCAGGUCUACGCUGGCUUGGGUUCUGGUUCGACAAAAGACUGUCAGGCCGCCGCCACGUUGACGAAAGAAGCACCAAAGCCAUGGUAGUGGCCCGGCAUCUCCGCAGCCUCGCUGGAGUCAAAUACGGCCCACCAGCUGCCUCAUUGCGAAAAGCUGCAGUAACAUGCGUCCUAUCGUCGGUAUCAUACGCAGCGGAGGCGUGGUACGACCCAAGGAAAAGACAAAAAGGUCUGUUAACGGCGGUUAAACGUCCGUUGGUACACGCGGCUAGAGCCGUCCUCCCGGUCUGGAAAACCGCCCCAACAGCCUCCAUCCUCAGAGAUGCCGGGCUACCGUCAGCAAAGGUCGCUAUGGAACACCACCGGCUAAAAUACGCAUUUCGAUUACGGUUGGCGGACAAAUUGCAUCCGUUAUACAGGCGACAGUUUAGACAUUUAGUGGAACGGGGCCGCAAUGCCGGUCAGCUCCAACCGCGGGCUUCGAAACUGCUCGACGCGGAAAUGGUAUUCCCGCCGCUAAUUCCCACUCAGCUAUCACCACCCCGGUACACCCCCGGAUCCCGCAAAGACCCAACAGGGGGCAAAAGCAAAAGGAAGGCAGCCAAGGAUUUCCAAAGGUGGGCAAAACAGCUCGGGCCUAACGAUAUACUAGUGUUUAGCGACGGCUCCGAACAGUUUGAUCAAAACCAAGGCCACCUGGUGGGAUACGGGUUUAUUGUAUAUCGCAAAGGUGAGAUAACGGCCCAAGGUUCAGCAGCUUUGGGCGGGCCAUGCCACGUUUUUGACGCCGAAACGGUCGGGGCACUGCGCGGCCUCGAGGCAGCCGACGCGAACCCAGGAGACACAAUAUGGGUGUGUGUGGAUAGCGCCUCCGUUAUUUGGGGCUUGAGAGGAUCCGCGUCACUGUCCUCACAAUGGGCCUAUAUCCGAUUUCACGAACUCGUGGAGGAGCUGAAAGACACAGGCGUCAGCGUCCGCAUACGAUGGUGCCCGGGGCAUGAAGGAAUCGAAGGGAACGAGAAAGCAGACCGCCUAGCGGACGAAGGCGCGAAAGGACCCGCGGACACCGACCCCCGCACGCAAGGCGCGACCGUCAGCGGCAUCCGAUCCGAGCUUCGGAAGGCAGCCCGAGAGGCCAGCGCGCGAUGUUGGCAGGCCAGGAAGACGUCAGACGCAUACGACCGGUGGCAAUUGGAAUACAACCCAACGAAGGAACCAAACGAACUCGGGCUACCCCGGCGAAUCUUGGGGCACUACCUAGCGAUGCGGACAGGACACGGGGACUUUCGAGGUUACCACGACCGGUUUGCCCACCAGGGCGCAAAAACGCAAUGCGCUUGGUGCGACAACUCCACGGCACCAGACCAUUUGGUCCACUGCCCAAACAGCGUCAAACUAUGGAAAAAGUGGCCCAACGGCCCGACUCGGCGGCCAAACACGCAGACCAGACAAGAGUACCUAUACAAGACAUUGGGAAACCCGCGGGCUUUUGAGGAGUUCGCAGCCAUCACGGGCCAUUUCACCCUCCCUCCGCGCUAA
Pyricularia grisea is the source of this 5268-nucleotide messenger RNA. RefSeq lists its product as uncharacterized. The record is from RefSeq and is a predicted model, not a curated record. The transcript has 2 exons. Lineage: Eukaryota; Fungi; Ascomycota; Sordariomycetes; Magnaporthales; Pyriculariaceae. Gene Ontology annotation, molecular function: RNA-DNA hybrid ribonuclease activity; nucleic acid binding. Bases 1 to 5268 code for a protein of 1755 amino acids.